UAUAUAUGUACGUAUAUAUGUAACUACGCAUAUGUAUGUAUAGAACACAUCACUCAAUAAGUCUCCGGUCUGACACAUAUAUGGCAACACUGUUACAGACCCAUAUGAUUUCUGGAUAAUAGCAUCCUUCAACCGAUACAUGUCAAAUUUUCAUUCUGAUUUUACAGGUUACAGUGGUUUUAGUGAUCCCAGUUUUAUAAUUUUCAAAACAAUGGAUAAAAAAGAAUUUCGUAUGUUAAUUAAACAUUGUUUUUUGAUGGGGAAAAAUACUGUUGAAGCCAAACAGUGGCUUGAUAAGCGUUAUGGAAACUCUGCACCACGGAAAUCAACUAUUAUUGACUGGUAUGCUGAAUUUAAACGCGGUCGUACAAAUACCGAUGAUGCUGAACGCUCUGGUCGUUCAAAAUCGGCAGUUGUUCCGGAAAACAUAAAAAAGUCCACAAAUGUAACUACAUAUAUGUAACUACAUGUAUGUAACUAUGCGAAUGUAUGUAUUUAUGUAUCUAAUUACGAGUAAGUAUACAUGUAUAUAUAUACGUAUAUAUACAUAUAUAUAUAUAUGUAUGUACGUAAUUACAAGUAUGUAUACAUGUAUGUAACUAGAUAUUUGUACAUUCAUGAUACGUAUGUUCGGAGAUGAUUAAAAUUUGAGAGUUUCAAUUUCUAAAUAAAGGAUUAAUUUUCAUAAAUAAUAAUCGCGGGAAAGAGGCCGCAUCGAACAAUUUCCGUAGAACACGCGAUCGGAAAGCGUUUGACAAGACCGCAGAUGGGAAGUCAUCGAACUCCCGUCCAUAAAUAGUUUACAAAUUCUAUUCGCGUUAAUCGAUUACGGGUAUUCGUUCAAUGAAUUGUAAUUUGAACAUUUCGAGAACAUGGCUGCAUCUCUGACUGACUUCAGAUUAAUUAGUUUCGAGAUGUAAAUCGAUAUGAUCGAAUCUCUUCAACUUUUUGAUUCCAUUUACGUAUGUAUGUACAGUUACAUUCAAUAUUCACUCGUUGAUCACUUUUUAUUAUUGCAGUACUUUAAAAAUUAUCAUACAUCAAGGUGAUCAUUCGUAGUUUUUGAUUUUAAUUCGCUUCAAGGAUAUUCAAAGUGAACAGUAAAAAGGAAUUGAAUAAAAAUCGAAGAAAUAUUAAUUGGAUUGUUCGAUCGUAAUCGGUCGUAAAGUAAAAAUCGAAAAUAAAUGUUUUUGAAAAUUCUCGUGGAAUUGGAAGAACAUAAGGUCGUUUCUUUCUGUUUCACGUACAACUCUAAUCUGACACCUCGUCCAACCGACGAGACCUUGGAAAAGUUUCUGGCAUUCAGCAAGUUCGCUGGGAUUGACCUUUUCCACGAGCUUACGCAAGGUUGAACUUCCUCAGUGCUUUCUCGGCACGCAAAGUUCAGAUUCUCUUUAGACAUUCGAGUUUCGCUCCAACAAGUUCUCUCUUAUGUUUAUCUGCCAUCUUUCUCCCUAUUAACAUCGAAAUGAGUUCUUCCUUUCUUUGAAAUUUCAUCCUCGUAAAGUAUACGAAGAGUUGCUUGAAAGAAUGCACAAUAAGGAAAGAAAUAGUCUUUCGAUUCUAAUCGAAAAUAAUUUGUUAAUAAUUGGGAUUAAUUUAAUAAGAGAAAUAAAAGGAUGACAAAAAGGUUAGGAGGGUAGGUCGUGAAUGUUCGUAUCAUCCUAUAUACUCAUCGCUCUUGGUACCUCUCUUACUCCUUCCACCUUCACCCUUAAAACAUAAUAAGCCUCCUAUAGCAAGCAAUUUAGCUAUUAUUGACGAAAACAGACCCUCUGCUCUAAUUGCGAACCGAUCGAUAAGCAUCGAUAAGAGACUCCUACGGUAUUCUGAGUAGCAGUUGGAACUUAUCCUUGCAGGAGUUCGCUUCGAGGAAAGUUCAUUUCUCUCUCUUUCUCUCUUUCUUUUUAGAAGAGUGAUAGAGUUUUUGAAAAUUCGAACUUUGGAUUCUUUGAAAGUUGUUCGAUGUUGUUUACAAGUGGACGAUAUUUUUCGAAGAAAAUUUUCUCCAUCUAUUUCUUAUUUUCUUCUUUCUGUUUUUCUUCUUCUUUCAUUUUGCUUCGAAGUUUUGCCUAUUAGCAGAACGAGCACGUGGUUGUUGUCGGCAACGACGAAAGUGUAGUAGAAAGGGAAUUUCGUUUCGUUUCUCGAUAUUUUGCUACGUUCAUCACAACCUGUGGUUCAUUCAUUUUCUUCGCCAUUUCUUUCUUCUUUCCUUUCUUUCUUUCUUCUUUUUCCAAUGUUUUUAGAAAGUGCAUUCAGAAAGCAAGCAUAUCAAUUUUCUUUUCAAAGGUUUCACGAAUGAAUUUAAGAUGAUUGCCAAUGAUCGAUUGGACAGUAUCCUCAAUAACAUGAAAGAGUAGAUUAAAAAACAAAAUGGAUAAAUACGAAAAUAUCGAAAUCGUUGGUGAAGGUAGUUACGGUGUUGUAAUGAAAUGUAGACAUCGUGAAACCGGCCAAGUGGUCGCGAUAAAAAAGUUUUUAGAAACAGAAGAGGACGUUCAAGUUCGAAAAUUGGCCCUACGAGAGAUUCGGAUGUUGAAGAAACUGCAUCAUGAGAAUAUCAUCGACAUGAUCGAGGUUUUUCGCCGUAGAAAAAGAUUUCAUUUGGUUUUCGAAUUCUUGGAUCACACUGUCCUCGAUGAAUUAGAACGAUCUGCUGAUGGCCUCGGAUUAGAAGUUUCGAAACGUUAUAUUUUUCAAGUACUUCGUGGCCUGAAUUUCUGUCACAAUAAUCACAUUAUGCACAGAGACGUCAAACCAGAGAACGUCUUGGUCUCAUCGAACGGUGUAAUCAAACUCUGCGAUUUUGGUUUCGCACGAUUGAUCAGCAGCUCGAAAGAAUCCUAUACGGAUUAUGUAGCGACGAGAUGGUAUCGUGCACCGGAACUUCUCGUUGGUGAUUCGAAAUAUGGCAAAGAAAUUGAUAUUUGGGCGGUCGGUUGUCUUUAUGCUGAAAUGAUGACUGGUGAUCCAAUUUUUCCAGGAGACAGUGACAUCGAUCAGCUUUAUAGAAUUACUAAAGUCCUAGGAAGUAUUCGCGGUAGACACCAGGUAUCAAUGGGACAAAACUUUCUUUUUAGGCCAUUACGAUUUACUACUGUUGACGAGCUCAUGAUUUCUCAAGAACCAUUAUCCUUACGAAAUCUCUUUCCUUCGUGGAGUUCAGUGAGCUUGGACUUUCUUUCACAGUGUCUUCGUAUGGAUCCAGACGCUAGACCCAACUGUUCCACUUUACUCGACCACUUUCUUUUCCUUCAGGAAAAUUUCAGUAAGAAAUUUCUUAAAGAGUUAAAAAUAUAUAUCGCUAAGGAGUCGUAUUUAAAUCCAUUUUCGAGAAAAAAGAUCCAGGAUCGAAAAGCCAGCAUACUUUCAGCUAAGCAAAAUUUUAGAGUUUGCCACGGCAGCGCUGGAAAAUGGCAAAUGACGAUCUUAAACGAUACCAAAAAAUUACGCAACAAGAUAGAAUUUGAUAAUACUGUCGAAGAAAUACAACGAAAGUUAUCGGCUUUGCAAAUCAAUCGUCCGCGAGAAGUUUGCUACUUUGGUCCGGUUUCCGUGAUGCCUAAUACGACUUAUAUACAAAGGUUGGAGCUUAAAGGUCUUCGAAUAAAAAAUUCGAAGGGUUGUUCUUUACCAGCCUUAAGGCCAAAAGAUUCGAUACAAGCGAAAACGAAUAGCAAGAGAAAGAGGCUGGAUUUGCCUUCUGUCGAUCAUUAAAAAUGGUUGAAAGGUUUUGCUUUAUGAUACGAAAAGCGAUAGCUGGAAAAAUGAAAUUGACAACAUUAAAAUUGCUUUCGACAUAAUAUUGGAAAUUAUACGAAAAGCUAGUUGAGGAUUAACUUUAACGAGGCGAAACGCAGGAUUCGGACAUAAACGUACAAGUUUCCUGACCUGAUCCACUUGCAUAAUAUAGACGACCAAAGUUCUCGACUGUAUCUAAACGUGGCCAAGAAAAUUCUAGCGAAAUAGUAUACGGAAGAAGACAACUUUUUAUAAUUCAAUACUUUUUCGAUUGACACUUGGCCAAUGUAUUCAAUUUGUAUUGAUUCUGUAAUUCGAAUACCUAUCUAAAUGUUGAAUUUUAACGUCUAUAAAAUAUUUCAAUUGUUUCAGAUGAUUUAACUCUCGAUAAGUUUAUCGAUUUUAAAAGUUAAAAAUUUGUUCAAAUUGCAAUUUCGCUUAAUGAUAGCUUUCAACAUAAAUUAAAAUAUAAGUUUAAAUAUCGCACUGUUUGAAAAUUUCACUGACUGAAUCGAUAAGGUAGAAAUUUAUAUAUGCGAAGAAUUUUAAUAACAAAUUAUAAUAUUAUAGUACACUGAUUUGUUUAUUGUGCAUUCAGUUUAUUGUUGAAAUUAAGUUUGAUAUUUAUAAAAACCGAAUUUCGUAUAGCAGUAAUUAUUUCAAGAAUCUUUACGUAGAUAAAUUUCCGUUUUCACUUGAUCUUUCUUUCACGAUAAAUUUAUGGUGACUUUUGUCUCUUUUUCUCAUACAUACGAAUAUACGGAUUGCAUAUUAACAUUUCAAGGCAGAGCCAUCUAGCGCGGAAUUCAUAAAAUACAAAAACAUCGUUCGGUAAAAUUUUGUGGAUAUUUCUAACGUGAAAUAUCAUUUUAUCGCAAGUUAUUUAUUUUUAUCGAAAUUCUUCGUCAUCUUUCACUCGAAGCGUGUGUGACUUUAGCGACAAGUAUGGACAAAAUAUUAACUACAAGUACAAGCGGGAAACACUGUUCCCACCAUGUGUCUAUCGUAUCAGUGUUUUAAGUUUAUUGGUUAUAUCUCUUUUACGCGUAAACAACAAGCGGUUUCGUUAAGUAAAGUAGUUUAGUACUGUGAACUCGCGCUUUUAGUCUCUCAUAUAUAUAUCUUUUUUUGAUAGAGUUCGGUUUGCUAGUGAUCCAUCCUAAAACGAUGUCCGUACGCAUUUGUUUCACGACAAAUGCAUAAAGAAUAAUAAAUAUAAUUACAUACAUAUAAUACAUAUAAUAAUUAGUAUAUAAAUUUACGACAGGAAACCA
This is a messenger RNA of Vespa mandarinia (Asian giant hornet), 5018 nucleotides long. RefSeq names its product cyclin-dependent kinase-like 4. Gene Ontology annotation, cellular component: nucleus. Gene Ontology annotation, molecular function: protein serine/threonine kinase activity; ATP binding. NCBI's taxonomy places the organism in Eukaryota, Metazoa, Arthropoda, Insecta, Hymenoptera, Vespidae. The record is from RefSeq and is a predicted model, not a curated record. Gene Ontology annotation, biological process: protein phosphorylation.